AUGGCGUCGGACUUGCCGAGCCCCGAGGCUCGUGAGUUGAGUCUAAUAGGCAAGGUCGAAUUCAGAAUUGCUAUGGCAGACACCGACGAAAAGCUUCAGUCACUCCUUCAGACCUAUCUGGCCCCUCUGCUGCUAAAGCUUGGGUCGGAAAGCGUUGCGGUUCGCAAUAAAGUGAUUUCAGUCUGCCAACACGUUAAUGCCCGGGUCAAAGCCCCCUCCAUCCAACUACCAGUGGCGGCGCUUUUGAAGCAAUUCAAAGAACAGAAGUCUCAACUGGUUCGACAUUUUGAUUUGAUCUACGCACAACAGGGAAUUGACCGGCUUGGCUCAGAAGCCAGGGUUGACCUUCUACUACCCUUGCUUCAGGGGAUCUCAGAAAUUGGGACCUCCGCUAAUCAGGGUGCCAUCGUGUUCAAUCUGGUGUUACGCCUCUUGCCUCUGUUCAAGAUACCCCCAAAGGGCAGCGAUGAAGAUCAAAAGCUGAGAGAACGCUUGGGCUUGUCCGACGAAGAUACUCAGUUCUUGUCCUUCUGGCUGACUAAACUCCUUCUCUUAUCCCCCGCUGCGGCAGAGGCUCGGACAUGCCCUGGUUUAUCUCCCAAUGAAUACACAUUCCUCAAUAAAGAUGCCCCUGUGGUCGCCCUUCGCUUCCUUGGAAGCGGUGCAUUCUCUGACAAACAACGCUUUUUACCUUCUUUGAUUGCUUCCGCCGAUUCGAAUUCUCGUUUAGCAGACCUGGGUGAUGAGACACUGAAACGGUUCGCCGUCGAUCUUGAGGAUUCAACUGUCAUCGAGCAACUAUAUGAUUUGUAUUUUGGUGCUGGGCGUGCUGAUGGAGCGCCCCCUGCCCGCAUGCAUCUACAAGUGAAGAUCCUCGUAUUCCUAGGGAAAUCUAUUAAGGCAACAGAAAAUAUCCAGAGAAUCUUUACAUUGAUUGAAGAUGGGCUACUAUCAGACGCUGCGAGGUCUUCUCAGGGAUUGCAAGCGUCUAAACUAAGAACUCAAAUAUUCACGUUCACUACCUGGGUUGUUCGCAUGGGCUCUCCUUCAGAUCUCAAGCUGAUUGCACCGAAACUGAUUGCAGGAUUGAAGGAUUUCAUCGAGUCCCAGGGCUGGCCAAGUCCUGCCGCGAGUGGUCAGAAACUACCUGCCACAGAUUUGAGCUUGCGGGGGCUUGCCUAUGAAAGCAUCGGUAUUCUGGUCCCGAAGGUCGACUUUCGAAUGCGAGAUGAAAAUGGCGAGAAUUUCGAGUUUGAUCUAGUGCGAUGGCUCUUUACAUCACUUCGAUCCGACGACUCCAGCUCGCAGAUGUUUGUCAGCAUCGACCAGGCCCUCGGGAGCAUCCUUAAUUCAUCAUUGGAGAGCCAUGAUAAGGAAUUUCAGGACCAAUUACGCCCGUUUCUGGUUCACCAGAUGGGUUUGCAUUCAGGAGAUACCGACCCUGAUACUGGAUUCAACGUGGUCCGCGGUGUUCAAUAUGCCGCCGUUCGCCUUGCCAAUCGGUUCCUCCCAUAUAACGAUGUGGUAGCACGGUGGGUGGAUCUAAUGGCCAUUGCACGUGGGCCGGAAAGGCAGCAGGAGAUUGUAGAGGAGGGCAACAAGGGCCUUCACCCUUACUGGUUCCGACUCCUCAACCCCAGCAAGGACAAGAAAUGGGAGGCGACUUCUGCCAUUCAAGAGCGCGACGAGACUUGGUUCGAAUUCCCGAAUUUUGCUCAAGCCACUAGCUUUCUAUUUGGGACCGCGGAGAAAGAUGAAACCCCUAUUGGCCAUAAUGUACCCAAUCAACAGCUCCUCGCAGGCCCGUAUCGAAAUGCCUUUGUGCCUGCUGUCUCGUUUCUCCGCAAUACACUUCUCUGGGAGGCAUUUUCUGCGGCUGGGGUCCUCACCGAUCUUGAGCAAGACUGGGACUAUAAACUCGAAGUACAGCUCUCCACCAGCGAAGAGGCACGAUCGGCGGUCAGACAGUAUAUCCACAGCUCAGCAAAGGAAUCUGUCUUUACCUUCCUAUCAGGAAUGCUUGAUGGACUUGCCAGAGAAGAUAUCACCGGGCUCCGCCAAUGCGGCAUCCACUUCGUGGAGAUCUGCUCGCUGACACCAAACGACGUUAUUGAGAAGCUGAUUUUUCGCGCAAAAUCAUUGAUUCGACCAAUUUUCAGCAAUGAUGAAGACAUCCAAGUCUCCUCAGCGCGAGCUUUUGGCAUUCUUGUGUCGCACCCUUCCGUCAACAAUAACUUACUGGGCAGUUUUGUGGAUGAUCUGGCUGGGACCGUCGAGUCGUGGAAAACCACCGUCGGCGAAGCUGCACUUCGCGUUCGUGGGGCAAUCCUUGCAUAUUCAUAUCUGCUUAGCCGACUUGCAUAUAGAAGCCUCAUUAACAAGAUUCCCGACACGCAUCUUAAAAAGUUCAUUGAUACAAUCCUAGAUAUCAUCGAUACUUCUCGCGACACACUUCUUCAGCGCACUGCAGAACUGGCUAUCGGCCAACUGAGUCUGUCUGGAAUUCUUUCGUACCAAGCCCUUUCCGAGGAUGUCUGGAAGAAAGCGCAGAAGAAGCUUUUGACUGAUGCCAAAUCAGAGAAUGACAUUCCCAUCUCGGCGCUAGGUCUCCUAACACUACCAUUCUCGCGUGAACCGUCAGAUAGCUCUUUGUUUAGAGAGUUCUUAGACUCCAUCUAUGGCCUACAUGGAAUAAAAAGCCCCGAAGUUCAGUUCACAAUCGGCGAGGCGCUGAGCAACGUUGCGGUUGGAUGGGAUUCGCGAGCGUUGAUUUCAGACUUUGAUGUGGAUGCAGAAUUCCCUCGCUCAGAUGUACCACGCACGGUCUUUUCUGAGGUCUGUGACAAGGUCAUAACCGACUGUGGCGCAUCCAAGCCCUCAUUACGCAAGGCGUCCGCCAUAUGGCUGCUUUCUCUUGUGAAGAAUUGUGGGCACCUCCCUGAAAUGCAGGAACGGUUGCGCAGGUCUCAAGCCACCUUUACCACCCUUCUGGGAAGCCGAGAUGAGGUGGUGCAGGAAACAGGAGCGCACGGUCUCAGUCUGGUCUACGAGAUCGGCGACCAAGCCCUCAAGGAUAACCUGGUCCGUGACCUGGUGGACUCCUUCACAGCCACCGGAUCCAAUCUCGGGGGUGGCAAUGUUACGGGGGAUACACAGCUAUUCGAGCCGGGAGCCCUGCCGACUGGCGAAGGCUCGUCGGUCAACACGUACAAGGACAUCAUGAACCUAGCCGCCGAGGCUGGCGACCCGACCCUCGUGUAUCGGUUCAUGUCUAUGGCCUCAAACAACGCUCUCUGGACGAAUCGGGCGGCCUUCGGUCGAUUCGGCAUCAGUACGAUCUUCUCCGACUCUAGUGUGAAUGGCUAUCUCGCCCAGAAUCCUAAGAUCUACCCCAAGCUGUUCCGGUACCGCUUCGACCCGAACCCAAAUGUACAGCGGUCGAUGAAUACUAUCUGGCAGGCCCUCGUCAAGGACCCCACCGUCGUCAUCGAUACCCAUUUCGAUCAGAUUAUGGAGGAUCUACUUAAAAGCAUGCUCUCGGGGCGGGAGUGGCGUGUUCGCCAGGCCAGCUGUACCGCCGUGGCGGAUCUGGUCUCUGGUCGCCGCCCAGAGAAGUAUGCCCAAUAUCUCGAUGAGAUCUACAGCAAAUCCUUUAAACUGCUGGAUGACAUCAAAGAGUCCGUGCGCGUGGCGGCUCUCAAGCUCUGCCAGACGAUCACCAAUUCGGUGAUCCGCACCCUCGAGACGGGCGGCACUGAGAAGCGCGCGGCAGCUCUACUGGGAAGUGCUAUUCCGUUCCUACUUAGCGACAAGGGGCUGGACUCGAGUGUCGAAGAUGUCCGGGGAUAUGCCAUCGGGGCGCUCGUGCAGAUCAUCAAGAAGAGCCCUGGCAACCUGCUACACCCUUUUGUCCCGAACAUCCUGGAGAAAUUCCUGAGCUCGCUCAGCUCGCUCGAGCCCCAGGCAGUCAACUAUGUCCAUCUAAAUGCGGACAAGUACGGCCUUACAGGGGAGGAGAUUGACAAGAUGCGCCUGUCCAGCAUCCGCACCUCACCGAUGAUGGAGGUGAUCGAGCGGUACUUGAUUGACCAUCUGGACGAGACGAACUUGAUGGAACUGGCCCCGAAGCUGGAGGAGACCCUGCGGUCCGCUGUGGGCUUGCCGUCGAAGGUAGGCUGUAGCCGGGUGCUGGUGCUGCUGAGCAUGAAGACGCUGCUCUUUCGCCCCUACGCGGACCGGUUCAUCCAGCAGCUCUGCAAGUACGUGGUGGACCGCAAUGACACGGUCAGCGCAUCGUAUUGUACCGCGCUAGGCUAUCUGAUGCGACUGGCGUCAGAUGAGCGGGUGCUCCAGACAAUCGAAUACGCGAAGGGCCUGUACCUGAACGCGGAGGAUGCUCGGCCGCGCACGAUCGCGGCCGAGAUACUACAGUCGUCGUCGAAGCUGGCCAACGACCGGUUCCUGGCCUUCGCUACGGCGGCCCUGCCGUUUGUGUUCAUGGGUAAGCACGAUGCGGACGCGCACGUGAAGGAAGAGUUCGACCAGACGUGGCAGGACAAUGUGGGUGGCAAACGGGCCGUGUCGCUGUAUCUUCGCGAGAUCGUUAGCCUCGUGGCGGAGAACCUGGAUUCGGCACGGUGGGCCAUCAAGCACACGGCCGCACGAGCCAUCGCCCAGGCGGUGCUAUCGCUGGACCCGGAACUCGACCUCCCCACCGCACAAUUGGUGUGGCCCGUGCUGGAGAAGGCCCUGUCGGGUAAGACCUGGGCUGGCAAAGAAAUAGUGCUGACGGCCUUGGCCACUUUUGCCCGCUCCGCUCGGGCAUUGUGGUUGGCACCCGAUCAGGCUGACUUACUGAAGACCAUUGCCGUGCGCGAAGCGAAGCGAACGAAUGCUGCCUAUCGACCACAUGCGCUCCGAGCUCUGGGGCAAAUUGCACAGGCUCGCGAGACGGACUGGAUGCCCGAAGCCCUCACGAUCGUGCCCCCCGUGAUCGAAGAAGUGUGCGACGAGGAGGAUGCCGGAGAUAAGAUGGAAAUUGAUUCCGGCGGGCGAGACUCGGAGACGCUGGCCGCUGCGGUCGAGUGUCUGCUGCAAUGCCUGAACCCCACUACGGCCGGGUCGGACGAAGUGCUGGGAGGAUACGUGCGACAGGUGAUCGGUCCGUUGGACCAGGCCCUGACCCACGGAGGACGACCUGUCGUCAGCACGGCCUACCAGGAGCUCCAUGCAUUCUUUGUCCGGAUGGAUCGCUGGUCUUCUGCUGCUGCUGCUGCUGCAUCCUCGACCUCACCCUCGGCCGACCGUGCUAGCAUUGGUGAACCGGUGGUGGGGCCGAUGACGGCCCUCGCCGAAUUGCUCACGCGCGACCGGGAUGCGGUCGAGACGGUGCGUAAGGGUCGCGCGGAAGCGAUCCUGGCGUUCCUGACGUUGCGGGCAUCGGUUCGCGGCGUGCCUGGCGAGCUGGGGGCGGCGGUGCGGGUGUGGAGGACGAGCGAGCGAUCGAGUGUGGUGCAGCGCCUGCUGGACGAGGCGCUGGGGCUGAUUCCAUAG
Messenger RNA from Penicillium macrosclerotiorum, 5553 nucleotides. RefSeq names its product ECM29 family proteasome component. Gene Ontology annotation, biological process: proteasome assembly. The record is from RefSeq and is a predicted model, not a curated record. Gene Ontology annotation, molecular function: molecular adaptor activity. Lineage: Eukaryota; Fungi; Ascomycota; Eurotiomycetes; Eurotiales; Aspergillaceae. Gene Ontology annotation, cellular component: cytoplasm; nucleus. Bases 1 to 5553 code for a protein of 1850 amino acids. The transcript is spliced from 4 exons.